Molecule: messenger RNA, 165 nt
Organism: Scutellospora calospora
Lineage: Eukaryota; Fungi; Glomeromycota; Glomeromycetes; Diversisporales; Gigasporaceae
Source: the annotation of a GenBank genome assembly
GAUAUGAUGUGCGAUGAACAUGAAACUCUUGUAGGUAGACAAUAUAUAGGUAGAAAUAGAAAGGCUCUCAAACUUAUCGAUAUGACCAGCGAGACUUCGCCCGCUUUCUCAGGACAUCUUACAGAUAAUAAUGAAGCCCAAUUCGAAACCACAGAAUCGGGUUAA